AUGGAAGCUCCGUGGUCCAAGUCACCACAGGAGAUCCUCGCUUUCUACAACGUCGACCCCACUCGAGGACUUUCUGCUGCCCAAGCUGCUAAACACGCCGAGAUAUAUGGAAAAAAUGAACUGCCCGAAGACCCUCCUACUCCUCUCUGGGAACUCAUCCUCGAGCAAUUCAAGGACCAGCUCGUCCUUAUCCUCCUCGCUUCGGCCGUCGUGUCGUUCGUCUUGGCCCUGCUAGAAGGCAACGAAAAUUCAAGCUGGUUUGGCGCCUUCGUCGAACCUCUCGUCAUUCUCCUUAUCCUCGUGGCGAACGCAGCCGUUGGUGUAAUCCAAGAGUCGAGUGCAGAAAAGGCAAUUGAUGCGCUGAAGGAAUACUCCCCAGAUGAAGCCAAGGUUCUCAGGUCCUCGCAAAUUGCACGUAUACACGCGUCGGAACUCGUCCCAGGAGACAUUAUCUCGGUGGCAGUAGGCGACAAGAUUCCCGCGGACUGCAGACUGCUCUCGGUUUCGUCAAGUAGUUUUCGAAUUGACCAGGCCAUUUUGACGGGAGAAAGCGUCAGUGUGCACAAGUCUAUCGACGCUGUACCGGAUAAGAAGGCCGUUAAGCAGGAUAUGACGAAUAUUCUCUUCUCUGGAACCACGGUUGUUAAUGGAAAUGCGAAAGCCAUCGUCAUAUUCACUGGUGAAAAGACGGCAAUUGGCGAUAUCCAUAAGUCGAUCAGCUCGCAAAUCUCAGAGAAGACUCCUCUGAAGAGGAAGUUGGACGACUUCGGAGACAUGUUGGCGAAGGUCAUCACCGUAAUCUGCAUUCUCGUCUGGGUCGUCAACUUCCGCCAUUUCUGGGAUCCUGCCCAUCACGGAGCACUGAAGGGUGCUAUCUACUACUUUAAGAUUGCUGUCGCGUUGGCGGUCGCGGCUAUUCCUGAAGGUCUGGCCGCUGUCAUCACAGCGUGCCUUGCACUCGGAACGAAGAAGAUGGCUCAGAAGAACGCGAUCGUCAGAAAUCUUCCCAGCGUCGAAACUUUGGGCUGCACAAACGUCAUCUGCUCAGACAAGACUGGAACGUUGACCACCAACCAAAUGAGUGUCUCUAAGUUCUUGAUUGUUGACGGUUCCGGCACUCCUCGUGAAUUCACCGUGGAAGGCACCACCUUCUCGCCUUACGGGUCGGUUUACACUGCUGAUGGCAAAGUUGCCUCCGCUGAAUUGAAGUCAGACCCUAUCCAACGUUUGGCUGAAAUCAGCGCCCUAUGCAACGACUCGAAGGUUGUCUACAAUGGGGACAAGGGGGUUUACAGUAACGUUGGCGAACCCACUGAAGCCGCCCUCAGAGUAUUGGCAGAGAAAAUUGGCUGUAAUGACGCCGAAAUCUCGAAAUCAUUAGUCGACCUCUCGCCUUCAGCUCGUGCUAACGCCGUCAAUGAAUACUUCGAGCGUACCAAGCCCCGUCUAUUGACCUUCGAGUUCUCUCGCGACCGCAAGAUGAUGUCUGUCCUCGUCCGUGUCAACGGCACCGGCUCUCUCUUCGUCAAAGGCGCGCCCGAGUCUGUUCUCGAGCGGUGUACCUCCGUCAUAGUCAAUGGGAAGACCAUCCCUCUCACAUCCGCACUCAAGGCCUCCCUCCUCAAGAGCACUGUCGCGUACGGCUCAAAUGGGCUCCGGACUCUGGCGCUGGCCUACCGUGACGUGCAGGACAUUGACUCAACGCAUUACCUCUCGGAGAGCUCGAAGGAUUACGCCCGGUUUGAGCAGAAUCUCACAUUCGUCUCGCUAGUCGGUAUGCUCGACCCACCACGCCCCGAGGUGCGUGAGGCCGUAGCCAACUGCCGCGCCGCGGGCAUCCGGGUUAUCUGCAUUACAGGCGACAACAAGGGUACGGCGGAGACGAUUUGCAGGCAGAUUGGAAUUUUUGGCGAUGAUGAGGACUUGACGGGCAAAAGUUAUACGGGCAGGGAGCUGGAUGAGCUGAGCCAUGAGGAGAAGGUGAAGGCGGUGCAGAGGGCGAGUCUGUUCUCGAGGACGGAGCCGAACCAUAAGAGCCAGCUGGUGGAUUUGUUGCAAGGACUGGGCUUGGUUGUGGCCAUGACUGGCGACGGUGUCAAUGACGCUCCUGCGCUGAAAAAGGCAGAUAUCGGUGUGGCGAUGGGCAGCGGAACGGAUGUGGCGAAACUCGCUGCUGACAUGGUCCUCGCCGACUCCAACUUCGCCACGAUUGAGAAGGCCGUCGAGGAAGGUCGACUUAUUUACAAUAAUACCAAGCAGUUUAUUCGUUAUCUUAUUUCCUCGAAUAUUGGCGAGGUCGUCAGCAUAUUUUUAACUGUGCUUCUGGGCAUGCCCGAAGCUUUAAUUCCCGUCCAGCUCCUCUGGGUCAACCUCGUCACGGACAGUCUACCGGCUACCGCACUCGGUUUCAACCCACCUGAUCACUCGAUUAUGCGCGUUCCACCGCGAGACAGCCGCGAACCCCUCGUUGGCAAGUGGUUGUUCUUCCGCUACAUGGUCAUUGGGAUGUACGUGGGAUGCGCGACGGUGUUCGGUUAUGCCUGGUGGUUCAUGUUCUACGAGGAGGGUCCUCGAAUUUCAUUCUAUCAACUCACCCACUUCCAUGAAUGCCUCUCCCAAUUCCCAGAAAUUGGCUGCUAUAUGUUCACGAACGAGAUGUCGCAUCGUGCAACAACGAUGAGCUUGUCGAUCCUGGUUACCAUUGAGAUGUUCAACGCCAUGAACUCGCUCUCCGAGAACGAGAGUUUGCUCCGGCUGCCUCUCUGGAAGAACAUGUAUCUCGUUGCUGCUAUUACACUGAGCAUGGCGUUGCACUUCAUGAUUCUUUACGUGCCUUUCUUCACAACGCUGUUUGCCAUCACUCCCCUCAACUGGGCUGAGUGGAAGGCAGUACUCUGGAUAAGCUUCCCUGUCCUCGUCAUCGACGAAAUACUCAAGUUUAUCUCGGCAACGAUUGUUGAGCCCCCGUCGAAAAUCAAGCUUGACUAA
Cyclocybe aegerita is the source of this 2988-nucleotide messenger RNA. The record is from the annotation of a GenBank genome assembly. Lineage: Eukaryota; Fungi; Basidiomycota; Agaricomycetes; Agaricales; Hemipholiotaceae.